Thlaspi arvense is the source of this 852-nucleotide messenger RNA. The record is from the annotation of a GenBank genome assembly. NCBI's taxonomy places the organism in Eukaryota, Viridiplantae, Streptophyta, Magnoliopsida, Brassicales, Brassicaceae.
AUGGCAGGCAAGGACUUUGAGACCUCUCUUAGGGAUGAUAAUCUUCCUAGCUGCAGCUUUAUGCCUCCAAGUGACUCCUCAUGCGCUGCUACGUUCAUCUCAUAUUCCACCUUCGUCCUACUGGCCAUCAUCGUCCCUUUCUUCGUGACAACCUCCUCCAUGUUCACCAUGUCCCUGAUGAUCACGCAGCCGAUGAUAGUGAAGGCAGCAUCCGGAAGCUGGUGCAGGUGUCUGAGUCACUCCUUGCUUCUAUUUCCUUCUUCACUUUCUCCGGGUUCAUCACAAGGAGUGAUGAUUUCUCUCUCGCGUGUAAACAGCCAUGGCGGCCUCCAUCAACUCCUUUUUCUGGAUGCUUUACAUGAAGAACGUCUCUACGUUCGACGUGCUUACACACGCCACCUUUACAAGGCCUUCCUCUCCCUCACUUCCAUCCUUGUUCCUUCCUUUGUCGUCGAACUCGCUCACAAGAUAGUCUUCUUCAAAACCAUCGACCGCGUAAACAAAAUUACUGCAUUUCCAAUUCCAGUAGAUUUGCCAGUGUUGGCCAGCUCGGCGAUGGUGUCGUGGGUGUACCGUACGGGGGUGACUUGUGAGUUCCAAAUACUUAGAUUUGAAGGGUUUCAUGAGCUCUUGGAGUCGGAGGGUUGUGGGUCGGACGUUGCAGGCCUCAUAUUUGACGAGCACAUGAGGAUUAGAAGGCAGUUAUCGACCAUAAGCCAUCGGUUCAGGUUCUUCAUCAUUGCUUGCUUGGUUACCAUCACAGCCAGCCAGUUGGGUGCAUUGUGGCUCAUUUUCCAAGCUAAAUCUCCCAGGACUUUCUUUAAUUCUGGUGGUCUUCUGGUGCUUUACUGA